Messenger RNA from Cataglyphis hispanica, 7675 nucleotides. It is a transcript of the gene per, whose product is annotated as period circadian protein. The record is from RefSeq and is a predicted model, not a curated record. The transcript is spliced from 17 exons. Gene Ontology annotation, cellular component: nucleus; cytoplasm. NCBI's taxonomy places the organism in Eukaryota, Metazoa, Arthropoda, Insecta, Hymenoptera, Formicidae. Gene Ontology annotation, biological process: entrainment of circadian clock by photoperiod; circadian regulation of gene expression; negative regulation of transcription by RNA polymerase II. Gene Ontology annotation, molecular function: transcription corepressor binding; transcription cis-regulatory region binding. Bases 318 to 3629 code for a protein of 1103 amino acids.
GUGCGGCCGGCAUGGAUCGUGGAUCGGCGACGGCGCGACGGCGACGGCUCGGUCCGCGUGAAAAUUGCCAACGUCGGGCAGUGCAUUCUGUCGCGCGCGUAAGAUCUCAUCAUCGAACAUUGGUGCUGAUACCGUCAAUCUUCCAUCGUCAAACUCGAGCGAAUCGAAGCGAGAGUGAAGUGAGAGAUGAACCGCGAACUUGACGCGAGUGCGUCGCGCGCGUGGUGAGGGAGAUUUUCGGAGAGAUAAUACAUUUUUUCCAAAGAAAAUUAUUUUAUUCGAAAAAUAGAGAGAGAGAGAGGGAGAUAAAUCACAUAAUGGAGGAAGUAUCCGUGGAGAACGCCAAAGUAUCGGACUCUGGAUACUCCAACACUUGCAGCAACAGUCAAUCGCAACGAAGCAGCGGCUCCGAAAGCAGUGGCUAUUGCGAUAGACGUCCGUCGACCUUGGGAUCCAGCAAUGAAACACUACCACAGCCGAUCAGCAAGAGAAAGGACAAGGAGUACAAGAAGAAGAAGUCGAAAACAGUAUCAGCGCUUAACGCCUCCGAGACGGAAGUCGGCGCCUUGAAGACGUCGAAUGCGUUGCCGGAAGUCGCGUCCUACACCACCAUCAUCCCCACGAACACCGGCGUGCUUGACGAGAAACCAGAAGAGGUAGCCGUGGAAUUGGUGGAUGCAACGGAUCCUGGCGAACACAACGGUGACAUCGCAGAUCCGGAAACAGCAGGGCUUGCUUCACGGACGACUCUUCUGGAUGAUUCUACAUCUCAGGCCAACGAGGGAUUUUGUGCGGUGAUUUCAAUGCACGACGGCCUCGUAUUGUACACAACCCCGUCGAUAGUCACUGCUCUCGGCUAUCUCAAGGAUGCUUGGAUUGGCCGAUCCUUCAUCGAUUACGUACACCCGAAAGAUAAGAGCACCUUAGCCGAUCAGAUCAGUGCCAUCGCUUCGCCACAGGAAGAGCGGUCUAAAGGCAUCAAUGGUAGAAGGGCGAGCUUGUUUUGCGGCCUGCGAAGAUUCACCAGAUGCAAUGUGCCAAACGGAUAUCGCGCGGAUGUUAGAUCGAAUUUGUACCUGACAUUUCACUUGACCUUAUCGUUCCGCGAUUUUCGGGACCGGACUGCCGAACAAAAGCCCAGCAACCGAGCUAUAUUUCUCGUAGUUACCGCACAACCUGUCCAUUCCGCAUACAAAGCGCCAGAAGAAACAAUAAUAUCUUCGAUAUUCACGACCCGCCACACCGCGACAUGCCAUUUAUCUCAUGUCGAUCCCGAUGUAGUUCAAUACUUUGGCUACCUACCACAGGAUAUGGUUGGCCGUUCGCUGUUUGACUUCUACCAUCCCGAGGAUUUGCCCUUCAUCAAAGACAUCUAUGAGACUGUGAUCAGACUCGAAGGCUCCUCCUUCAGGUCGAAACCGUACAGAUUUGCUGUGCAGAACGGAGGCUACGUUGUUCUCGAAACCGAAUGGUCAUCCUUUAUCAAUCCCUGGACGAAAAAACUAGAGUUUGUCGUAGGUCAGCAUCGGGUACUCAAAGGACCGGUGAAUCCGGAUAUCUUCCGCGUGCCAUCUGACAAUGAUUGCGGCUACCUGGCUAAUAUAAGUGAGGAGGUACUGAAGGAGGCUAAGAUCAUUCAGGGAGAGAUACGAGCGCUCCUCGACGAGAACAUCCAACGAAUGUCAGAUAUAACCGAGCUCGACGUAUCAAAACGAUGUAAGGACCUAGCGUCCUUUAUGGAAAAUCUGCUCCAAGAGACGAAGGCACUUGGCGUCAGCAAAGAUGGACUUCUCACGGCGGACGAACUUAGGAGCUUUUCGGGAUCACGCAAUCCCUUGUUGCAGGAGCACGACAGCGUGAUGCUCGGUGAAAUCUCGCCCCAUCACGAGUACUAUGAUAGCAAGUCCUCCACGGAGACGCCACCAAGUUACAAUCAGCUCAAUUACAACGAGAACAUCGAGCGUUUCUUCAAGAGCAAACCGCUCAUCACCACCAUGUACGGCAGCGACGAAGAAAAUGUCAAUUCCAGCAAUGAUGAAGGGGCGAGGAAGUGCAUGUCGCCGAUAAACGGCAGCGGUGCGAGCGGCAGCGGUAGUGCCGAGAAUUUGAGCAGCGGUUCCAACAAUCAGACAAGCUCGGCCAGUCGAGGCGAUGCCUUCAACACCACAAGCAAUAGCAUCACGACGGAGAGUUUCAAACUGCCCACAUUGACUGAGUCAUUGCUGAAUCGUCACAACGAGGACAUGGAGAAGCUUAUGAUGCAGAAACAUCGAGAGCUGCGCUCCAGCAUAAAGAACAGUGACAAAUUGAAGGACUCCCGCGUGAAGACCGAGAAGGGUAACGCGACCGACCAAAGUACUCAUUAUGUAAAUCAGAAUCACGGGCUCAAGAGGAGUGGCAGUCAUAGUUGGGAGGGUGAUAGCUACAAGGUAUCAAAACACGAUAAAAUCUCGAGGACGAGCACGGCAGGUCCGGCGAAUCUGACGACUACCGUCACCAGUAUGAGUCUUGAUCAGUCAACUGUGGUGCAAACGGGGACGAAUAUUAACUUGUGGCCACCGCUGUCAGUUGCUGUGCCCUCCUCUUCCGUAUCUGCGCAACCUUGCAAUUCCCUCCACAACACCAAUUCGGAGACAACACCGAAAUUUUCCUUAUUUUCACCGAUGAUACCGGUAUAUUACGUGCCGAUAUCGCAACCCUGCGAAUCCACGGCACCGAUGUCACCACCUCAGGAGAAGAUUGAUCCACUUCCGUCGAAGCAAUCGACGCAACAUCCUUAUAUGUCCUAUGUCACGACAGCAAUGGCCGGUAUGAUCUAUCCAGCCAUGAUCGGCGCGCCGCCGCCAUGCGCGAUGAUGUAUCAGCCGUUUUUGAUACCGGAGCAAGCUCCGGCGCGCGAGAUCAACCAACAACCAUCCAACAACAAAUGUCCGGAUCGUAAACGACCGGCUAGUCAAGCAACGAGUGUCAAGGCCGAACCGGGGAGUAUAAUGGCCAUGUCCGAAUCCUCCAAAAAGAUUCUUUCGCCGGGGGGGCUAUUCUCAUCAUGCGUGAGCAAUGAUGGUGGCUGCUCAAGCGUGGCGGAUCUCGUGACGCCGGUAAGCAUGAAGGAGCAUCGUCGGCCGACCGAUUAUAAGGAAGAUGAGUCGAGUUCGUCCAGCUUUUACAGUAGCUUUCUGUACAAGAGUAGCGACAGUAGCUGUAAUCCAGAUCAGAAGACGUGCGAGAUUUCCUCCGAGGAACACACCAAGUGCCAUCAAGGAAUGCGAAGGAGGGAGCCGCCUUGGUUGGAGGGCGUUCAAUUGACACCGGAUUUGAUUUACAAAUACCAGAUGCAUCCGAAGACAUUGAACGAUGUGUUGAAGGUCGACAUGGACGCGAUGAAGAAAUUCAAUCAACCGUUUCUGGUGAACGAUCAACUGGGACAACUUUAUUUGGAUCUGGAGCUGGGAGGUUUUGGUACGGAACUCGUUCUCGAGGAUGGGAUCACAUCAAGCGGAAGCGAGAGCGGAAGCAGCAACGGCAAUUGGACCGAGUCGCAGCGCAAGCAGAGAAAAAUGGUGAAAUACGGCAAACUAGUAAUGAUCCAUGAGGAGAAUGCGCCUCUACCGCCUCCAUUAACGUCUUAAGAUUAUAUCUUGCCAACAUUUGUAGGAAAUGCAGUCGGACAAAUUUAGAAUACCCUUGAGGUUAAAAUGAAGUUUGUUUUGUCAUGCUUGCAUUUUUUUCAAAUAGGUACAAUCUCUAGAUUAUAUUCUCGUACUCUCUCUUCUAGAUAUACGUUUGAUUUUUAAGAGUUAUCGAACAAUUUAACUUUCGUCCCGAUUUUAAUGAUUUCGUUUUCUAUAACGAGAUGUUUUUACUUUUGUUUUCUGCAAUCAUUAAUAAGUUUUUUCUAACUUUUAAGUUUAGAGUAAUUUUUAAUCUAAUAUAUAUAUAUAAUAAUUAUAUAUAAUAUAAGAAUAUAUACAAUUUAAUAUAUAUUUUUAAUAUGUAACGAACAAUAAUUCUCUCAUUGCGUUGCUAUCUAUGUUUUCAAUUACUUUUUAAAUACUCGAAAAAAUUAAAAUUCACUCUUGAAAUUUUAAAAUUAAAUUAAUUUAAAUUAAUUUUUGGCCGCGAUUAGAACAUUUGAAGUUAUAAUGUUUUUUUUGUAACUGUAAAUACGUUAUUUUCCAACACCUCGUUAAACUUAUUGAUGAAAUAUUAAUGAAAGUUAAAUUCUUUCUUUGAUACGUAAUAUUUAUCUGCGAAUUUUAAUCAAACGACGGAGAAUCAAUAAAAUUUUUUGAGAGUCAAUUGAAUAUUUCUAAUGGAGAAACUACAAAUACGGAUCGAUAUGUAAUAUACAUAAAAACACAUACACACACACACACGAAUGAAAUGCACUUGGUGAGAGAGACGUAAAUUUCUCGAUUUUUUAACGACAUACGUCCGCAUGUCUCACUUCUUUAAAAAAAAAAAAAUCGAUUUUAUGGAUGGCUCCAAUCUAGUCACUGGAAAAAAAUUGAUUCAGAUAUAAAGCUCGGAGAGAUUUUUGAAGAUGCCUUAAUCACAAGCAGUGUGUUUGAAUAUAUUUUUAAAAAAUUUUAACGCAAAGUGUGGAGCGUAUAAACAUAUAUGAAAUUACUACGAAAUAUUUGUAUGUACUUGUAUGAACAUAUAUAGUUAAUAUAUAUUACAUAUAUUCGCGUAUAGAGCGUGUCCUAGAAUUAUCGAGUAUUCUCUCAAUCACGAAUAUAACUUUCUGAUUGAAAGAAUUCAUUACGUGAUUUUGGAAAAUAUUUUGUUGAACAGAUGAUACGUAUAAUUGUAAUAUUAAUAUAUGAGAAUAGAAAAAUGAUGGUUUCCUCCGCAAUGCGAAGGCAAGUAUAGUACAAAAAAGAAUAACAUUCGAUACACACACACACACAUACAUAUACAUCUAUAUAUAGACAUAUAGUACAUAUACAAAUAAACACCAAUUUUCAAUAUUGUCUGUAAUAUUCGUUUGUAUUAUACAUAGCAACGUAUAUGAAUUUAUCGAAAGACUUCUACAUAUUUACAAUCGAUUUUGUAUUAAUCACAUGCAAAAAUAAUUUAUACGGCAAUGCACGUGGGAUUGAAAGAAAAUGCUUUGAUAGCAUAAUUCUCGUAUAGGUACUCUGCUUUUUUAUCGUGAAUUUUGAUACUCUUUUUUUUGUGAAUGUUUGUAUGUGAGUUUUGAUACUCUUUUUUCGUGAAUGUAAAAAUCACUUUUACAACUGUUAUACGAAAGAGCGAUUUUGCGAAAAAUAUACUAAACGAGCUUAGAUUAGUUUCACCUCUUUCUGUACGAUUAAUUCUUUCGUUAAAAAGUUUCCAUGAAAAUAGGAAGAAAAGGCCAAUAAACAUAUUAUCGGACAUCUCAAAGAGAUAUAUACAGGAUGUCCCAUUUAAAUUGACUACUUCAAAUAUCUCGAUGCAUUUUAGAGAAAAAUUAGAGAAAGAUUGUAAGGUUCAAAAGAGGCCAAUAGACGAUCUUAUUAAAUUUUAACUCAGGAGUCCAUUUUAAAAAACUCGAGAUAAGCUACACGAAUAUGCAAUAAAAUAUGAAAGUUUCCAUUUUAAAAAAUUGACUGGACCUGACUGAGGCCAACACGGAUCCCCGAUUCAAAAUCUAAUAAGAUCGUCUAUUGACUCCCUUUGAACCCUACAACUUUUGUUCGAAACAUUUUUCUGUGGAAUGCGUCGUUCAAGAGAUAUUUGAAGUGAUCAAUUAAAAUGAGACAUUCUGUAUAUUGAUAGCGAGAUAUAUAGUAUCGUUUUAUAGUUUAUAAUUUCAUAAUUUACGUUAUUUAUACUUACUAGACUUGCAAAUUGAAUUGGCACAAAAUAAUUGAUAUUACAGAAAUAGUAAUCCUAUAAAUUUAUUGAACAAUUAAUAAUUAUAAUCGAAAAAUUUUGCUUACUUUAUAUUAAUACUUUCGCUUAUAAUCGAUCAUAAGAAAUGCGUUUUUCGACAAAAUUCAUUGAUAUACAUUUAUUUUUGUUAGAAAUCUUAAUAUUCGUAUACGUUUGCAACUGGAAGCCUUAUCAAAAAGCGGCUAAAACCGACUCGCGAUACGCGAUUACGCGAUAAUGUGCAUUUCAUUCAUAAUACGUAGAAUUACGCGUCAUAUGUAGCUUCUAGGGAUUGCGAUUUCAGGAGAGAAAAAAUCAUAUCCUAAAAGCUAUAUCGCGCAUUGCAUCACAACACUCGUGGAGCAUCACAAUUUGUACUUUAAACAUUUUUUAUAUUUCUGGAAGAUAUUUUAAAGCAAAUAUAUAUAGGAUGAUACAUAUAUAUGUACAUGACUAGACUAAGGAGAGAUCUAUACUUAGAUUUAUUAUAUAAUACAUUUUUCUCUCGCGGGACUAAUUAUAUUUCUCACGUCAGUUUCCUCUGGCAAUUGUAAUUUUCUCCGAUUAAAUCCUCAUUAAAUAGAGCUUAACAAAAAAUAAAAUGGUAAUUGUAUAAAUGAUAAUUGUAUAAAUUUAAACUUAUACUAUUAUUAUACAUUACGUGUUUAGAAAAUAAUAGUCCAUGUGAGAGAGAAAACCGAUCGAAUUUCGCGAUAUUAAUCGCGGAAAAACGGUUACAAGAAAAAAAGAAACUCGAGUUAUGUAAUUGUAAUCGGACAGUCCGAUGAUUUGUUCGACGUAAACCUAUUUCAGGAAUUUAUGGACCAGUAAAUUAGCGCGAACAUUCUUUUUAAAGAAUCGGAAUGUUACAAUGAUGGCGCGUUCAGCGUGAAUAUUUUGUAUAUGACGUAUUUGUGUAUAUGUCGCGCAAGUACGGCGUGUUAUUAACACAUAGCGUUUGCCGUACGCGAUAUCGAUAAGAGGCAAUAUUUUAUAUACCGGCUAUUUAUUAGCGGAUCGAGAGAUUUCGCGGGACAGAGAGAGCUCCGAAACUCGGAAAAUCUAGUCUAGUAAUUUAUUAUAAUCCAUAGCUGUGUUGCGCUUCUAUAAACGUUUUCGCAUGAAGAGAACUAUUUUCUACGUGAGAUCUUGCACAUAAUGACUAUAUCUCGUACACAAAAGAAAUGACACAUGGGAUUAUCGGAUGCUGGAUUUUAGCGACCUUUCUGCCUUAUUGUAGUAUUCUACAUAUUUUUUCAUAUAGAAAAUACAUAUCAAUUUUUUCGCUAUAAAAUAGAAAAAAGUGAGUUAGUGUUGAAAUUAAUUAUUAUUAAGUUUUGAUAUUUUAUAGAACAAAAUAUAGUAAUAAUAUAGUAAUAAUAAUUAUAGUAAUAAUUAAUUUCACAGAGAAUUGCGUUUUACAAAUAAUAAAAUAUAAUACAUACUCUAUCUCUCUCUAAUUGGAAUAUACAUAUAUAGUAUGUGGAUCAAAAUGUCUUUUAAAAUCCAGCUUGCGAUUUUCUCGAUUAUGCAGCUAAAGAUGAUCGAUCAUCCUCACGCUAGCACAAAUUUUGCGAUCUCCUCAAGGAAUUAUUCCUGAGGAACAAUCAUAUCUUGAUCCGAUAAUCAAGAACAUUCUUUUCGAGGAUGACUCAAGGCGUUAAUAAAUACAAUCGUAGAGUUUAUCAUAGUAUAAGACGUUUGUAUAAUUUGUCAAGUUUUGAUUACAGAAAUAUAGUGACUGACAAUGAGCUUUUUUCUCUCUGGAGAAAAUCGAUCGAGUGAAUUAAAGAAAAGUUGCAAUGAGGACAAA